CUAUCUCCCAAUCUAAAAUACGUCCCAGAAACCCCGCUGGGUAACAGAUUAACAGAGUCCCAAGUUUGGGUCGACGCACGAACCCUCAUUUCGUUUCAUAAUCGGGCGGGUGCUUUUGUUGUUGGUUGAUCUGCGCCAGAUGUUUGGUUCUUCAAUUUUUUAGUGAAGGUUGAAGGAAGACUAAGCGUAGAUUUGUUGUUGCAAAGAUGCUUCAAAUUCGACUUAAUAAAGGUGCUUCUUUGGAUAAUGGGACCGGAGUUAAAUUGUCUCCGGGGGAGAUUGUAACUGUAGCAUGUCCUGAUCAUCUUGUUCUUGCUGAUCUUCCUGUUGCAAAGGGUCUUGGUUCUGCAACUUCUGCUUCUAUUGUUAAGAUUGUUGGUCGUAGAUCACGUCGACAGCUUGCUGAGCGGGUUCAUUUUUGUGUUCGUUGUGAUUUUCCUAUUGCAAUUUACGGUCGCCUGAGUCCAUGUGAGCAUGCGUUCUGUCUUGAUUGUGCUAGGAGUGAUUCUAUCUGCUAUCUUUGUGAUGACCGUAUCCAGAAGAUACAAAUAAUCAAAAUGAUGGAGGGAAUCUUCAUUUGUGCUGCUCCUCACUGCCUCAAAUCCUUUUUGAAGAAAUCUGAAUUUGAGUCUCACAUACAUGAAAGUCAUGCCAACUUGCUUCAGCCGAACAUGAAGGGAGAAACGAGUGAACCUGAAGGAUCAGGCACUAAGCAGUCUUCAACUUUAGAUACAACACUUCGAGGUCCACCAAGGUCAGGUUUACCUCCCAGUUCAACUCAUCAGCUAAAUGAUCGUGAGGAUAAAAAUUGGCGCCAGCAUCCUAGAGACCAGCCUCCAGUAAGACCAUCAAUGCAGUCAAAGCCACCACCGUUUUACGGGCAAUCCCAUCCGUCUGACCCACAAUCGGACAACCAUCCAAUGGGCCUUGAUGGGUCAAGCCAAACUCGAAUGCAGCAGCAAAUUGAUAGCCAGGGUGGAAUGCAGCAGGACUUCGGACAGUUUUCAGACAAACAGAUAGGAAAUCUGCCUGAUCCUCAUCGUGAGUACCCACCACCAAUGUUUCCCCAGCCGCCACCUAAUUUCCAGAUGCCUGGUAAUGCGAACCCUAUGAUGAUGGGCCCACCUCCAUUUGGCUUCCCUCCUUUCCCAUCUGAUGGAGCCCCACCUUUUUAUGGCGCACAAGUUCCCUAUGAGAUAGCACGAUCAGACUCAAACGGGAAAGGUGGAUCUGAUCAAGGGUCAAUGGGUUUUGCUCCGGGACCUGGUGGACCUGUCAAUUUCUCUGAUGGUUAUCCUCGUCCUUGGAACGGGGGACCCCCAAAUGUUCCUUUUGAAGCUGUCCAAGGUGGGCAAGGUUUGAUGGGAGCACCACAAGGUAUGCCGCCUCCCCCACCUCCUCCGGGGCCACCACCUCCUCACUUGGUGCAACAGAAACAUGGCUACUUUCCAGGUGACACAAGUAACGAUGGAAAGAGCUACGGAUGGCAAUCAGACAGACGCGAUAGCUUUGGAAGUAGCCAAGACUAGUUCAAUUUUCUCUGGUUAUAAUGUUGCUUAUUAUUUUGUCAUAUUUGUUCAAAUGUAUAACUGAUUUGUACGAUUGGCUUCCUAGUAGUAGUGCUCCUUUGGAUUUUAAGCAACAUUUUGUAAAAAGGGCUGAAACAAUAUUUUAAAUUCAGUCUUAGCUAUUCCA
Messenger RNA from Amaranthus tricolor (Joseph's coat), 1695 nucleotides. Its product is annotated as E3 ubiquitin-protein ligase HAKAI homolog. Gene Ontology annotation, biological process: regulation of cell adhesion; protein ubiquitination. Bases 207 to 1529 code for a protein of 440 amino acids. The transcript is spliced from 3 exons. The record is from RefSeq and is a predicted model, not a curated record. Gene Ontology annotation, molecular function: ubiquitin protein ligase activity. Lineage: Eukaryota; Viridiplantae; Streptophyta; Magnoliopsida; Caryophyllales; Amaranthaceae.